Cotesia congregata is the source of this 2940-nucleotide messenger RNA. Lineage: Eukaryota; Metazoa; Arthropoda; Insecta; Hymenoptera; Braconidae. The record is from the annotation of a GenBank genome assembly.
AAAAUGAAGAUUUUAUCAAAAUUGUUAUCCAUUUUGAUAAUAAUAAUUCCACUUACCAAAGCGGAAGCUCUUUUGGGGAUCCAUUGCAAACAAAAUGGCGACUGCACUUCCCAAAACUCAUAUUGCAACGAAACAUCUAACAGAUGUCGCUGUACAGACGGUUACUACCCAUCCGAAGACAAGACUAAGUGUGUCCUGUAUGCAAAAAAAGUAGAUGACGAUUGCGAGAGAGACGUUGGAUGCAAAUUUGUGAAACACUCGUGGUGUGAUAAACAUUUUUGUAAGUGCCGGUCUGAAGAAUUCCAAGCAAUAACUGGCGAAUGCAAGCCCCAAAGUCGUGGCGCAUGUAACGCUGAUGGAACUUGUAGUAAUGUUCUUAGCGAUGGAGUUUGCAACAAUGGUCAGUGCACUUGUACAGAAAACGUUGACUACUUUGGGGCAAUGAUGUCAUAUUGUUCUAUAUUUAUCCUGCACGUUAGUACCGACAAUUUAUAUGAGUUCACCAGUCGUGAAGAGGGUUGUAAGAAUUUUCCAAAUUCCUACAAAGAGUUUAUAAAUCGUCAGAAACAAUGUGUUUGCAAAAAAGAAUACACACCUGAUAAAAAGAAUGAUAUGUGUCUCGCUGAUAUAGAUAUGGAUUGUCCUGAUGAUAGUUAUUGCAGAGUUGAACAUAGUUUUUGUAAUGAUUGGCAAAAAUGCGAAUGCGAUUAUACUUACUAUCCAUCUGCAGAUAAGAAAAGCUGUAUUAAAUAUGAAAUUGGCGAAUCAUGUGACCAGAACAAGAAUUGUGGUCCUUUACAAAACUCCAAAUGCGAAUCAAAAAACUGCGUUUGCGUAGAAGAAGCUACAAAAGGAACCGAUGCUUCAUCAUCAUACAGCUGCAACACAGGUUUCGUCCAACACAACGAAUUCUGCUACGGAGUUCCUGGAACCGUCUGUUCCUUAACCUCCAAAUGCUUGUCUUCUUCCUAUGCCAAUCUUGGAACCUCCUGCGGCCUGAUUAAGGAACACAAGGAGAAGUACAGCACCUGCAGUUCCAAGAACGGAUUAACCACCUGCUGGAUGGACGACUUCAAUGGCCAGUUAACUGACUUUGGAGUGUCUAUUGGCGGUUCUAGAGAACUGAUCUGCUUGGUGGAGCACCAGGAUGGAACCUCGGUUCUGGGAACCGUGUCUGCUUCCGAAUUUAAGUGUAAUGUUCAGUGGAGCACCACUAAACAAUCUUAUGAGAGCUAUAAAUUACUUGUUGACACCCGGAACCUGGAGUGGAACAAGGACUACGCUCUAGACAGCGCCGUUCUUGGAGGAACUGAAGGAACCAAAUUGUUCCUGAUCUGCAGAACUGAGAUUAAGAUAGGAACUUAUGUUCUAGGAAGAUUGGAACCUCCCAAUUACAAAAGGUAUCAUGUUUAUCAAAAUAGGGAUCACUUUCAGUCAAAGUUCGAGGUACUGACUGUAAAAGGCGCUCCCUGUUCCAGUGAGAACUUCAUAUUUACUGGAGGGAUUUGCAAGUGUUCUUCAGGAUUCUACUCCUAUUUAAGGAACUGCUACAAGAUUCCUUUAAAACCCAAUGUUCCUGUUGGUUCCUUUGAAGCAUGUAGAUAUCUGAAGAAUACUGUCUAUUCUGGUGGAAAGUGCGUUUGCAAGAUUGGAUACUACCUAGAUGAUGAUCACUGUUCCAAGAUUCCAACAGAUCUGGAGGUUCCUUGUGAUCAUUGUCCAACUGAUUCUUCGUGUUCCGAGAACUUGUGUCACUGCAAUCCAGGAUUUGUAAGAAUGAAUGGAACUUGCUACGGGUUCAGUGGUUCGGAGUGUUUCAAGGAAUCUAAGUGUGCUUCUAAGUCUCAUGUAUGUCAAUCGGGAAUUUGUGAAGAGGUUGAAGAAAGAAAGGAAGAUAAUAAGUUUUGCGUAGGUUCCGUGUGCUGGAUGUCAUACGAUGGCAAAAAUAAGACAACCCUCGGAAUCGUUGGAGGAACUGAUGAUACAGGGUCACAGUUUGUUUGCCGAUCAGUUCACGGAACUGUUACAAUACCUGGGGAACUACGAGCUAACCGCUGGAUUCGUUGUCUUAUAGUCGUAGGAACCGAGUCCAUUUCAAACCAAAAAUUCGACAUGCUGGUCAAAAACGAAAAGCUAACCUGGACCAAUUCGUUCCAACUGGAACAAGCUGUUCCUGGAGGAACUAACGAAGACAACAAGCCAUACCUGAUCUGCCGCUUGGAACACGACGGGCUGCUCUAUAUUGGGAAGCUAGAAUCUCCAUACAACCUCUGUUCCACUGGUGGACUAACGGUUCUAGUCUCUUCAAAGUUUGAAAUUCUGGUUGACAGUACAGUUCCUGGAACAUGCGAACCAAAGUGCUCUGCAGUGGAUUCUGUUUGUUCCGAUGGAGUCUGCCAAUGCAAGCCAAGGUUCUUUAAGCACAACGGAACUUGCUACGGUCUCCCCCAAGCGGAAUGUUCUGGAACUUCAAAGUGUCUCUCCACGGCUUACUCCUGUGAAUCAAAUCAGUGUAAAAAGAUUGUAGAGGAACUGACGGAGGGCGCUCAAUGCGUAACAAAGAAUUAUAAGUUAGUCUGCUGGAAGCAAUAUGAUGGAAAUAAAACUGAUGGUGUUACUAUACAAGAUGUCGGCGACGCGAAAGAAAAUGUCUGCCGUGUGAAGUACGAAAAUCAUUUCUUACCAGGACGACAGCCGGAAGGAUUAGAGCAGUGUUUGAUGCUUCUGGAUGGCAAUGUUGAGGUCUUUGAUGAAUUUGAUGUUCUCUCGCCCAAGGACAAUUUAGAAUGGACUAAGGCUUACUCUUUAGACAAAGCCGUUCCCGCGGGGGAUUUUGAAGACAAACCGUUGCUGUUCUGCAGAACAGAAGUGUGUGGAUGGCAGCGCCACUAUUGGAACACUUGUUCCCCCAUUCUACGACUUGUGCUACAUUACUUAUAA